UCUUAUAUGUUUGAGCUGUGCGCGUUGCGGAAGAAAAGUCUGUUUUUAUAUAAAAUACCAAAAUUUGCACAUGUCAAAUAGCAUAAACGAAUAGUGUAACUGUGCUAGCAAUAUACAGUAAUAAAAUCAAACACCAAGUUUAACGUCCAAGAAGCGAGCGCCGAACGCUGCCACAAAUGCCUUGGCUAUUUCAAGCCACGUUUGCUGAAGAUGAUGAUCCAAAUAGUUGAACUUGCACUAGGCUCCAUGAGCAUUACUAGGCUUUAGGAAACUCAAGUCAAUUAUAGAGUAAUACGAGCAGAAGAAGGCUUCGAUAAAACCACGAGCUAACAACCUAUCGAAGGAAGGAAUAUUGAAUUUAUUUUUACACAAGAAAUCAGAAGGAAGAAAGGCAAAAUGACGGUGGAUUUUAAUGAUUAUUUUUGGGGCGAUAAGAACAAUGGGUUCGAUGUGCUUUAUCAUAACAUGAAAUUCGGCUUGGUGGCCAGCAAGGAGCUGUCCGAAUUUCUGCGCGAGAAGUCCAGCAUUGAGGAGCAGAACUCGAAGAUGAUGUCCAAGUUGGCGCAUAAAGCAAGCACAGGGACACUAAACAGCACAUUUGCGCCUGUGUGGACCAUACUUCGUACCUCGGCAGAGAAGCUGUCCACGCUGCACAUGCAGAUGGUGCAGAAACUAUCGGAGCUGGUCAAGGAUGUGGCCAAAUAUGCCGAUGAGCUGCACAAGAAGCACAAAACGGUUAAGGAGGAGGAAUCUCAGACUCUGGAGUGCGUGCAGGCAAUACAAACAUCGACAGUGGCGGUUCAAAAGUUGCGCGAUCUCUAUGCCAGCAAGGUCCUUGAAUUGGAGAAGCUGCGCAAAGACAAUGCCUCGCAUAAAGAUGUCGAGAAAUUGGAGACGAAGCUUAAAAAGCUGCAGGAUGAUUACAGAGCCUUGCUCGACAAACACAAUCCCAUCAAAAACGAGUUCGAGCGUCGCAUGACUCAGACCUGCAAGCGAUUCCAAGAGAUCGAAGAGGUGCAUUUGCGUCAGAUGAAGGAGUUUCUAUCGACAUAUUUGGAAAUGUUGCAGAACAAUCACGAUAUGGUGGGUCAAGUUCAUUCCGAUUUUAAACGCCAAUUUGUGGACAUGUCCGUGGACAAGCUCUUGGAGCAGUUCGUCCUCAACAAGUACACGGGACUGGAGAAGCCGGAAAUGCCUGAACUGGAAUUUGUCCAUCUAUCGAUACAGUCGGGCUCGGCCUCGUCGAGACUUAAUCAGUCACAUGCUUCCGUUACCGCCUCCAAUUCGAACUCUGCAGCCAGCAUACAGGCAGCAUUGCGAGCAGGCGGCUCAGCCAUCGGCACUGCCGGUAGUCUAGUAUCCAUGGAUCAGCGAGGAGGUGCGGGCGGUGGAGGAUCUGCCGCUGAUGCCUUGGCGGGCAUAUCGCUGGGCAGCGGCUCAGCGGCAAGUGGUAGUAUUCCCUAUGCGGAUGAUGCCAUUCUGGGUGCCAGCUUAUCGUCGCCCCGACCCACAUCGCCGGACAUGCUGAGCGCCGCUGCGGCUGCAACGCCCGCAGGCAGUCAACCGGCACCCACGAAUGCUGCUGUUUCUACAGUCAAGAGUUUGCGAUCGUGGUUUAGCAAGCAGCCACAAGCACAGCCAACUGGUGGCAAUGCUGGAAAUUUCGGUAUGGCUGCCAAUGGUUCUGCUAGCAACAUCAACAACAACACAAGCAACAACAACAACACCACAACCACAACUGGCACAACAAACGCCGGCACCACCAACAACAUCACCACCAAUAUCACCAAAAAUUCCCUUAACUCUGAGCUUCAGGAUAUAGAUCAAGAUCAGCAGCAACAACAAACACAACAGCCGGCUGAGGCCUUAACGCCAACUGCAAGUGUCGUUGGCAAAAAGUAUUUGAAUGCAACGACGAGUGAGCAACAUUUAUCGAAAUCAUUAAAUGAACAAGAUCAUCAUCUUCAUCAUCAACAACAACAACAACAACAGACUGUAAUGGGCAAUGCCGCAACAACUACAACCACAGCAACAGCAGCAACAACAACAACAACAACAACAACGUCCAGGCGUACAACGUCACUCUUAAAUAUAUUCACAUCAAAUUCUCAGGUUUCGGGCAUUUUGCGGAGUCGCCGCGACAAGACGAAAACGAAGAAAUCCAAAAAGAAGAAGGACAACGAUGCGGCCGAGAACAUUCAAGAGGAGCGUUUGGCCAGUGUGGAGCGCGCCAAUAAUACGCUGCUCGACUAUGAUGAUCAUGGACGCGUUAUGAAAACUCAAAAUUCCAGCGGCAGCAGCGCGGGCGGUGGCUUAGCUGCUUUGUCGGCAACCUCGGCGCAGGGCAGCGUUGAUUCGGCGGGUGCCAGCAGCAGCAUCGGAGGCAGCGGUGGAGCAAGUGGCGGCGGCCUGGCCAAUGCCAUAUCAGCCUCGGCAGGAGCGGGCGCGGCAGCAACGGCCACAAGUGGAGGCACAAAUGUGUCGGGCACUGCAACUGGUGGUGGCUACGAAGUGGACGAAGAAGGCUUCAGCAUACAGCCACCGAAGGAGAUUGCCUGGGAGGAGGGUCAUGACAAGUCUGGCAGUUUCUACUCUGACUCCGAUACGGAUUCGGAUAACGACAAGCCCGAACGUCGCAUACAUGUGAAAAUCAAGCCUCUGAAGAAUGGCCAAGCACCAAUGUCGGCCAGCGUCGAUGAGCUUCGUGCCACCGUGGAGAAUAUAUCGCUGUCGCCUACGGGCGGCUUUUCGCAUCACAGCCAACAAUUGCAACAGGCCCGUGCUCCAUCGCGUCAGCAAUCGCCCGAGAUUUCGAAUGCCUCUACACCCACGGCUAGUGUCCAUCCAUACGCGCCAUUGCAGAGUCCGACGCUCUCUAACAACAACAAUGUGGCUGCACACAAUGCAUCGCAUAAUCGUUACGCGGAUUUGGGUGAUAUAUUCUCGGAGCUGGGCGAGGUGAGCUCCUCGGCACCCGCUUCGGCCACACUGAGCAAGCAGAGUAGUCGUCAGAUACCCACGCCCACUUCGGCCGGAGGCAGCAGCAUUGCUAUACCGCGUCCGCCGUCACGGCGCUCAGAUAUGAUAGCCAUUGGCCCGGCUGCGACGACGGCCACAACAAAUCCGGGACGGGGGCGCAUGAGUCCGUCGCCGAUGAAUCGCGCAGACAGCAUUGGCAGUCUGGAGUUCCGCACGGCCAUCGGGGGUGUGGGUUCGUCGCGUGGACCCUCGCCACUUACCAUUGGCAUAUCGGACACCAUACCGCUGGCGGUGGCAUUCCAUGAGAUUAUACACGCCUACUUUCGGGGCAGCGACGAGUCGCGUUGCCAGGUUAAGGUCUCCGGCGAUAUGAUGCUUUCAUUCCCAGCCGGCAUUGUCGGCCUGCUAGCAAAUAAUCCCAAUCCAGCCAAGCUGGGCUUUCGCAUUAAGAAUGUACAAAAUAUGGAGAAUUUUAUACCAAAUAGCACGCUGGUGCAAAUCGAUCGCCAGCAGUCGAGCGCCUUUAGCACUAUGCUCGAGUUCAAUAUGCAAUCGUUGACGGCGCUGUUGCGCCAGCAGGCCGAGAAAAAUCCUACAGCGUCCUACUUCAACGUGGACAUACUCAAGUAUCAGGUGCGCACCAAGCCGGGCGCCUCGUCCUGUCCCUUCCAAUUAGUGAGCUAUUGGAAAUGUGAGCCCAGCUAUACGGCGCUCAAAAUCGACUACAAGUACAAUAAUCAUGCCAUGGCCAGUGCCUCACCUUUGCUGAAUGUGACGCUGUCAGUGCCGGUGAAUGGUUCGGUGCGGAAUGUCCAAUCAAAGCCCCAUUCGGCGUGGCUGGGGGAAUCGAAUCGUUUAAUUUGGAACUUCACGGACAUAUCGCAAAACUCACAGGACGGCGGCGUGGGAACGUUGCGGGCGCGCCUAGAGCUGAACGAUGGGCCUUCAACGCCGGCCAUACUCUCAACACAGUUCAAUUGUGAGGGCACCACGCUCUCGGGCAUUGAGUUUGAGUUGCAGGGCAGCGGUUAUCGUCUGUCUUUGGUCAAAAGGCGGUUCGUUUCUGGUAAAUAUGUGUGCGAAGGCGAUGGAAUACGUAGUGGUGCCACGCCCACGCCGCCCUCGGUGGGUUCCAGCAGUCCGUAUUCGGCCAAAUCGAAUUAGUCUAAAACAUUUAUACGAAGAAGACAACACACAUGCACACAUUUAUAUAGCCAAUAAAAAAAUGCGAAUGUUAAGGCAAUAGGCUCGUGAAAUUAGCCAAAAAAAAAGUAAGAAACUAACAAAUUUUAAUUCUAUCGAUUGAAACGGAAAAGACGAAACGAACUAAAUUUAACAGAUUUAUUGCAAAUUUAACGAAUAGGCAUUGGUUUUCUACAACUGGCACUCUGCUCAGCUUCAUUAUUUUGUUUGUUUUGUUUCGCGUUCACACAAUUCUGUGCUCGUCUGUCAGUUCGACUAAUUGUUGAGAUACCCACACCUGUACAGAUGUCUGUUGGGAUCGCCUCUGGGCGAUGAAUUUUUGAUUGAAUUACGAUAUCCGCAAGACACUGGAUGUGUAUUAUUUGUUAUGCAUAUGAGACAUAUUUAACUAAAAGUGUAUUUAUUAUGUUUAACUGAAUAUUAUAUGUGAACACACACACACAAACAAGCAUAUACGUACGUAUGUAGUUAUGUAGAUAUAUAAACAAACACACACACACACACUCACACACAGACACCCAAAUACAUAUAUACACCCACACCGUACAGCGUAUGGGGAAAUGUUGAUUUUAUGCUCAUUUUUUAUACACAAAUACACAAUCACACACACACACACACCUACAACAACAACAAUAAUGUAAAAUGUAUUAAAGACAAAAAUGCAAUAAGAAAAUUAUUAUUUUUAAAAGCAA
Messenger RNA from Scaptodrosophila lebanonensis, 4874 nucleotides. Its product is annotated as F-BAR domain only protein 2. Gene Ontology annotation, biological process: clathrin-dependent endocytosis; clathrin coat assembly. The transcript is spliced from 14 exons. Bases 397 to 4143 code for a protein of 1248 amino acids. Gene Ontology annotation, cellular component: clathrin-coated vesicle; clathrin-coated pit; plasma membrane. The record is from RefSeq and is a predicted model, not a curated record. NCBI's taxonomy places the organism in Eukaryota, Metazoa, Arthropoda, Insecta, Diptera, Drosophilidae.